Molecule: messenger RNA, 1847 nt
Organism: Mytilus californianus (California mussel)
Lineage: Eukaryota; Metazoa; Mollusca; Bivalvia; Mytilida; Mytilidae
Product: amyloid beta precursor like protein 2-like
Exons: 3
Coding region: 70-759 (229 amino acids)
Molecular function (GO): serine-type endopeptidase inhibitor activity
Source: RefSeq, a predicted model, not a curated record
GAAGUAUUUUAUUAGCAUUUAAUCAUGUGACUUGAUAAGAAAUGAUCUCUUGAACAGUGGUGUGCAGAGAUGGGGCUUUACUUUGUUUUAAUUUUGUCAGUAUUUACUUUAUGCAAUGUUUAUGCAGCAAAUUAUUUAGGACCUACGGAUGAAUCAAUUAAAAAUAAGAUUAAAAGAGGAGACUUAGCAGAAGGAUUCGUUGAAGAAAUAGAGCCUACACCACCAAACAAGAGAAACAAUGAUUACGAGGAAAUAAAAAAACAAUUAACAAAACCAGGUCGUAACAUAAGGCCUCUGAAUGAAAAAUUUGGUAAAUCUUUAAAGGUUUCAAAACAAAACGUUCCAGAAUCUGAUAGCUCUUUUGAAGAACAAAAACCCGAGGUGUCUGUACCACCACCAUUGUCAUCCCAAGGAAGAGCAAAGCGAGAAUCAGAUGAUCAAAUUCUUGUCGAGUUCGAAGAAGAAAAAGAAUAUGAAGAAAUGAUACAAAGAGGGGACGAAAACGAUGAAAACAAUUCUGAAAUUGAAAUGGUUGAUGGAGUAAAUGAUAAACCUGAACCAAACUGUAUUGAACCGAGAAACACUGGACCGUGUCGUGCAUCAAUCCCUAGAUACUUCUUCAACAAACAAUCCAAAAACUGUGAAAUGUUUACAUAUGGUGGUUGUCGUGGAAACGGAAACAAUUUUGAGACAAAAGAAAACUGUGAACAUCUUUGCAAAUCUAAUGAAAAUGACGACAGUAUGUCGAAUUCCACAUAAUUAUUUUAAAUGUUUUAUUGAAUUUAUUCGGUGAAAUGGGUACAUCAUUCCACAGACAAAAGACAAAAUUUGAGUGAAUUUAGUUUAGUGACAACACUGAAAACCGCUAGUGCUAUGAUGAUUAUCUGCAUUUAAUGUUAGCUGUAUGAAAACAGAACUAUGCAAUGUAUAUAUGAGACAAAAAUGAAAAAUAAGAGAGAGUAUAGUCUGUUUAUUUAGCUCAAUUUUAGUUCAGAUAAGACAAUUAUUCAAACUAAACAAUGUGGACAACAGUCCAAUAAUUUCCUUCUUGCCAUUCAUAUUUAAAUUAAUGUCAAAAUAUCAAAUCAAUUAAAUUUGAUUUGAUUUAGAAAAUAUGUAUUAAUAUGUAUAUAUAUAUAUAUAUAUACAUAUAUAUAUAUACAAUCAAAUUUUCACAAAGCAUUUGUAUAGUGAAACACACAUAUUUGCUAUAAAAUAUAUUUUUUGUAGAAAUGCUAUGCAUGGUGCUCAAUUGAUGACGUCAAACUUGGUUAUAAACACAUUUAAUUGUUUUUUUUUAUUAUCAGGCCAGUUUUCAAUUGAUAUAGACCGUUAUACCCUUUAUACCCAGGACCAGCUUCUGCAUUUGAAGGAUGAUAUCAAAUGUAGUUAUUAUUCUAAUGAACGUAUGACUUAAAUACUGCUUGUUUAAACAGUAUUUACAUCUUAUUUUCAUACUUUAAUGAACUACAGUUCUGUUGAUAUAAUACAUUUGGUUUUUUCCAUGAACGACACAUUAAAUGUCACAUGAAUGUACAACUAUGGUCAUAUAAUAAUUCAUUUAACUCUGACAAUUUGUUUAUUCUUAAUCAAGAAAUCAUUAUCUGCAAGACACACAUACAGACACAAAUAAAACACACUUAAAAGUUGGUCAGAAAAGGACAAAGAUUUUAUUUAAAAUUAGGAACGUGCAUGUUCAAGUGUAAUGUUAUUUUACCAGAAAUAUUUAUGUUAAAAAAAAUGUGAUUAUUCUGUUGUCUGUUAAUGAUUUUAUGAAAAUUAAUUGUUGUUAUUGUUAUUACUUGUGUCGUUGAAAUGAAAUUUUCUAAAUAAAAAAUUGUUGUUUA